CUAUUUUGUACUACUACUACUACUACCUCAACUCAAUAAUUGUUCCAAUGCUAAUCCAGGUCCAUUCUCUCGCUCGCUUCUAUAAUCAGGAACAUAUAUCUGUACCAAAACUCACAUCCUCUUAAUUGUCUAUAUAGAGUAUAGAAACGUUUUCUUAGUAAGAAAAAAGUAUAAAAAAUGAUUGAUAGCAUCACAGUGAUUUUUUGUUUGUUCUUUUUAUGUUCCUACUUGAGAACAAGCACUUCACUUGACAGUUUAUCAUUGAAUCAAUUCAUCAAAGAUGGCGAGACAUUAGUUUCAGCUAAUGGAACUUUUGAAAUGGGUUUCUUUAGUCCUGGAAAUUCAAAAGGUCGUUACUUGGGUAUGUGGUAUAAGAAGUUAACCCCUUUAACUGUUCUAUGGGUGGCUAAUAGGGAAACACCAGUACAUAAUAACUCAGGAGUCUUAAAACUCAAUGAAAACGGUGAUCUUGUCGUUCUCAAUGGAGAAAACACCAUGGUUUGGUCCUCCAACAUAUCAUCAAAUAGAGUCGUAGUUAAUAAUUCAAUAACUGCAAAGUUCUUGGAAACGGGGAAUCUUGUGUUGAAAACUGGGAAGGGGGAUAUUGUGUGGCAGAGUUUUGAUUAUCCAACUGAUACAUUAUUGCCGGGAAUGAAGGUUGGAUGGAACUUCAUAACUGGUCUAAACAAGAAGCAAACAUCGUGGAAAAGUAUCGAUGAUCCAGCAAAGGGAGAAUAUUCCAGUGCUAUUGACCCGAGAGGAUAUCCUCAAGCAGUUAUUUUGAAGGGAUCUGUCAUAAGAUUGAGAAUAGGAUCGUGGAACGGACGUGCUUUUACUGGAUAUCCAACACAGCCAUUGAAAGAAAAGCAAAGGUUUGAAUUUGUCAUAACUGACAAAGAAGUGUAUCAUAGUUUUGAAGUUGUUGAUAGCUCUAUUAUUUGCACAUAUAAAUUAUCCCUCCUAGGAAAUUUGCAGGCUUUAUGUUGGACAAGUCAAUCAAGUUCUAGGAUAAUUAUCUACACCGGUGCAGAAGAUUCGUGUGAUAAUUAUGCUAUGUGUGGUGCUAAUUCUAUAUGUAAUAUGGAUGGUAAUGUUCCUAAAUGUGAAUGUUUGAAAGGUUAUGUUCCUAAAUUUCCUGAACAAUGGAAUAUAUCGUAUUGGUCUAGCGGUUGUAUUGCAAAAAUUAUAUCGGUUUGUGGAAACAAAAACACAAGUGGAUUCUUCAAGUAUAGAGAAAUGAAAUUGCCAGACACAUCUUCAUCGUGGUAUAAUAAGACUAUGAAUCUUGUGGAAUGUCAGAAGACAUGUAUGAAAAAUUGUUCGUGUGCAGCUUACGCAAAUCUGGACAUCCGAAAUGGAGGAAGUGGUUGUCUUCUUUGGUUUGGUGAUCUGGUUGACAUGAGAGUAUUCACCAAAUGGGGACAAGACCUCUAUAUAAGAGUCCCUUCUUCAGAACUAGCUGACUACCUUAGUGUCGAUGCACUUCGAAGCAAGAAAAAGCAGCUGAUGCGGAUCAUACUUGGCCUGAUUACUGUUGGAUUUUUCACAUGUGCCUGCAUAAUGUUAUUUAUAAGGAGAGCAGCACAGAAAGGAUACAGUCUUGCAGCAUUUCGAAAGCGGAAACUAUAUUGUAAAUUGACAAAGGAAGACAUGGAUCUUCCAAUAUUUGAUUUUUCAGUUCUUGUUAAAGCCACUAAUAACUUUUCAUGCGUAAAUAAACUCGGGGAAGGUGGAUUUGGACCAGUGUAUAAGGGUACGCUCGUAGAAGGGAAGGAGGUAGCCAUAAAACGGCACUCAAAAGUGUCAGAUCAAGGAUUGGAAGAGUUUAAAAAUGAAAUUGUGUUGAUUGCAAAACUUCAACACCGUAAUCUUGUGAAGCUUCUUGGUUGCUCUAAUCAUAAAGAGGAAAUGCUGUUGAUAUAUGAAUACAUGCCCAACAAGAGCUUAGACUACUUUAUUUUUGAUGAAACCCGAAGCAAGCUCUUGGCCUGGACUCACCGUUCCAACAUUAUUGUUGGCAUUGCUAAAGGACUUCUUUAUCUUCACCAAGACUCUAGACUCAGAAUUAUUCAUAGAGAUUUGAAAACCAGCAAUAUCCUGUUAGAUGCCCAUAUGAAUCCAAAAAUAGCAGAUUUUGGCUUGGCUCGGAUAUUCGGCGGAGAUCAAAUUGAAGCCAAAACAAGAAAAAUGGUUGGGACAUAUGGUUACAUGCCUCCAGAGUAUGCUGUACAUGGUCGUUACUCUAUGAAAUCAGAUGUGUUUAGUUUUGGCGUAAUAGUAUUGGAGAUAAUCAGUGGGAAUAAGAUCAAGGGGUUUUAUGACCCAACACACUCUCUCAACCUUCUUGGAUAUGCUUGGAGACUCUGGAUUGAAAACAUGCCGUUGGAACUACUGGAUACACAUUUACUCGAUAUGUGCAUUUCUUCUGAAGUCAUCCGAUGCAUACAUGUGGGGUUAUUAUGCGUACAACAAAAACCCGAAGAUAGGCCAUGCAUGUCCUCUGUCAUUCUUAUGUUGAAUGGUGAGAAAUUAUUGCCUCAACCGAAGGCUCCUGGAUUUUAUACCGGCAAGGGUUCAAAUGAAACCGCGUCCUCAUCCUCAAAUCAUAUGUCACUUACAAUUUUUGAGGCAAGAUCAAACCAUUUUCUAUACCAUAACCUCACAAUCCUACAUAAAAGGUACUGCAGUUGCUCCUACAAAACAAACAAUUUUUAUUUUAUUUUUGAUAGCAUUAUAAUGUUAGUGCUUUUGUUUAUUUUAUUCUUGUAUAUAAGAAUAAGCUUUUCGUUAGAGAGUUUAGCUGUGAAUCAGACUAUCCGAGAUGGUCAGACUUUAGUUUCGCCGAAUGGAACUUUUGAACUCGGUUUUUUUAAUCCUCCUGGAAAUUCAAGAGGAAGAUAUUUAGGUAUGUGGUAUAGGAAUUUAUUACCUUUGACAGUCGUUUGGGUUGCCAACAGAGAAAAACCUGUGCAGAAUAAUUCUGGAAUCUUGAAACUCGAUGAAAAUGGAGUUAUUGUGGUUCUUAACGGUGCAAACGGAAGUGUUUGGUCAUCUAAUAUGUCGAACAAGGUGGUGAAUAAUUCGAUAACUGCACAGUUAUUGGACACGGGAAAUUUUGUGUUGAGAAUUGGGAAGGAUAAUGUUUUGUGGCAGAGUUUUGAUUAUCCGUGUGAUACGUUAUUGCCAGGAAUGAAGCUUGGAUGGAACUUAGUAACCGGUCUUAAUCGGUUUGUGACAUCUUGGAAAACUGCAGAUGAUCCGGCAAUGGGAGAGUAUUCUGUGAAAAUUGACAAAAGAGGAUUUCCUCAGCUAGUUAUUAGGAAGGGAUCUGUAAAUAAAUUUAGAAUUGGCUCAUGGAAUGGACUUGGUUUUACGGGAUAUCCAAUUCAACAAUUGAAGCAGAAACAAAGAUUUAAAUUUGUCUUCAAUGAAAAAGAAAUUUAUCAUCAAUAUGAAGGAAUUGAUCGCUCUGUUGUCUCCUUUUAUUUGGUGACCACUUCAGGUAAUUUGCAGGUUUUAGCGUGGACAAGUAAAGAAAGCAGUAGAAUAGCUAUCUACACUGGGGGAGAGGAUUCAUGUGAUAAUUACGCUAUGUGUGGUGCUAAUUCUAUAUGCAAUAUGGACGGCAACAUUCCCAAAUGUGAAUGCUUGAAAGGUUUUGUUCCUAAGUUUCCUGAACAAUGGAAUAUGUCGUAUUGGUCUAGCGGUUGUGUUCAAAGGUUUAACUCUGUUUGUGGAGACGAUAAUUUAGGUGGCUUCUUAGCAUACAAAGAAAUGAAAUUACCAGACACAUCUUUGUCAUGGUAUAACAAAACCAUGAACCUUGUGGAAUGCCAGAAGUCAUGUCUAAAAAAUUGUUCGUGUACAGCUUAUUCAAAUUUGGAUAUCCGAAAUGGAGGAAGUGGCUGUGUGCUUUGGUUUGGUGAUCUGGUUGACAUGAGGAAAUUCUCACAAUGGGGACAAGAGUUUUAUAUCAGAGUCCCUUCUUCGGUACUAGAUGAAUUCGAACCUGCUGCAGUUAAUGGCCACCAAAACAAGAAGAAGAUUGGAAUCAUAGUGGGCGCGAUUUCUUUUGGAUUAGUUAUAUGUGUCUGCUUAGUAAUACUGAGAAAGCGAGUUGCAGCAAGAGUAUACAAUAUUGUACCAUUUCAAUGGCAGCAAGAAUAUUUUAAAGUGAUAAAGGAAGACAUGGAUCUGCCAAUAGUUGAUUUGUCAAUUAUUGUUAAAGCCACUGAUAAUUUUUCUAGUGGAAACAAACUUGGGGAAGGUGGAUUUGGACCAGUAUACAAGGGUACCCUCACAGAUGGAAAAGAGGUUGCCAUCAAACGAAACUCGAAGAUGUCUGAUCAAGGAUUGGAUGAGUUUAAAAAUGAAGUUUUCAUGAUUGCAAAACUUCAGCAUCGUAAUCUUGUGAAGCUUCUUGGUUGCUGUAUUGAAGGAGAGGAAAAAACAUUGAUCUAUGAAUACAUGCCCAACAGGAGCUUGGACUACUUCAUUUUUGAUGAAACAAGAAGCAAGGUUUUGGGAUGGUCUCAACGUUCCUACAUUAUUGCUGGCAUUGCUAGAGGUCUUCUCUACCUUCAUCAUGAUUCUAGACUGAGAAUUAUUCACAGAGAUUUGAAAACUAGCAAUAUCCUACUCGAUGCCCAUAUGAAUCCAAAAAUCUCAGAUUUUGGUCUAGCUCGAAUAUUUGGGGUUGAUCAAAUUGAAGCCAAAACUAAGAGAAUGGUUGGAACCUAUGGCUACAUGCCUCCAGAGUAUGCCGUGCAUGGCCAUUACUCCAUAAAAUCAGAUGUCUUUAGUUUUGGUGUAUUGGUACUAGAGAUAAUUAGCGGUAAAAAGAAUAAGGGAUUUUCAGAUCCGGAACACUCCCUUAACCUUCUUGGACACGCAUGGAGACUCUGGACUGAAAACAGACCAUUGGAAUUGCUAGAUAGACACUUACUUGAAACAUGUAAUUCUUCUGAAGUCUUUAGAUGCAUACAUGUGGGUUUGUUGUGUGUGCAACAAAAACCAGCGGAUAGGCCAGACAUGUCUUCUGUCAUUCUUAUGCUGAAUGGUGAGAAACUAUUGCCUCAGCCGAAGAUGCCUGGAUUUUACACCGGAAGAGGUUUACCUGAAGCAAUUUCCUCGAAUCAGAUGUCAGUAACUACAUUUGUGGCAAGAUAGAAUGCCAAAAAUCAAAUCAAUGAAUUUGUUUACUUGAUCGGGUAAGGAAUUGAUAUAGCUACCAUAUUGUAAAAUGUUAUGAAAUUUGAAGGGACCUGUAAAUACCAUCUUCUCAGUUUUUAAGCUGAUCUAUUACUUACUUGAUCAUGUAUAAUAAGGACCAAAGUCAUGUGUAUGUGAUACAUUAUUACAAUUUACAAAUUUUAUUACAGUAGUGCCCUGUAAGAUAUGUCUUUUGAUCAUGUGAUCCCAAUCUGAUGCCUCUUUGCCCCAAAUGUGAAUGUUUUUUUUUAUAGAUUAUUGAUAUCAAAAGUUAUAUACUGGCAA
This is a messenger RNA of Trifolium pratense (red clover), 5496 nucleotides long. RefSeq lists its product as uncharacterized. NCBI's taxonomy places the organism in Eukaryota, Viridiplantae, Streptophyta, Magnoliopsida, Fabales, Fabaceae. Gene Ontology annotation, molecular function: protein kinase activity; ATP binding. The transcript is spliced from 14 exons. The record is from RefSeq and is a predicted model, not a curated record. Bases 178 to 5169 code for a protein of 1663 amino acids. Gene Ontology annotation, biological process: protein phosphorylation; recognition of pollen.